GUUUCGCGGCGCAGUGUGUCGUCGCUGGUUAGGAGGUUGAGCUCGAAGCGGUCAGACAGUGACGGAUGAAGAGACGGAGAGGGAUGUCACAAUGGGAGAACAAGCGGUAAUACAAAGUAACAACGCUCGCACACAGUGUUUGUCCACGGCUGUUUAAGCAUGUUCACAGAUGACAGCAUCUCUGAGGACGUGUCCAGCUCUGUCGCCUUGAGCCACGAUCAGAUCAGUGCCAAUGGCGGGAAGGAGAGCGAGGCGUCCAUCGUCUCCUCUGAGGACAAUGUAUCAGGUCUCCCCGAAGAGGAGUGCUCCGCGUCCCAUCCCGAGGGCUUCCUUCAGACCACAGAAGGGGACAACAGACCCUCCACCACACCAGCAUGCAACAUUUCUAACAAAAUAAGGAAUCUGUGUCUUCGCACCGAGGAGGAGUUCAGCUCAGGGAGAAGUUUGCCCUUCAUCAACCCCAGCUCCAUAGAGACGCUCCGAGCCCUGGUCCAGGAGAUCCAGAGCAGCGGCGAGACCGACCCUGAGAUCUGGAAGAACUGUGAGGGCCGGUGGCUUCAUCUCUUUCAGUUAGUGGAAAAGCAAUAUCAAGAGCAAAUCCUUGCUCAGGAGGAGCAGUACCAGUGCCAAAUACAGCUCAUACAGGAUGAAAUUAAGGCUCUAGUGCAGUUACAAAACCGCCAAAUCAGCACACAGACUCACUCUCUGGAGCCCAGUAAGAACCCUAAGCCUCUAGAGGACCCGGUGGAGAACACCUUCAUGUUGUCAGGUCCAGGACCUCUGUCACCCCCCCAGCUCACCGUUCACCCUCAGGAGAGAUCAGAGGAGGGGAUGGUUACUGUCCUGAGCAGUGGAUACGGGACUCUUUCCACCUGGGAACAUGGGUUAGGAGCCUGGCGGCCCAGUUCUACAGAGGGGAGAGACGAGGUGCUGUGGUCCCCGAACCAGCCGGAUGGGAGUUUUACACCAUCACCUAUACCUCUCACAAGCCCUCUGGGCCAAAACCCUCUGAGCAGAGCCAAUGACGAGCUCCAGACGACUGGGACGGUUGCACUCGAUGUGCCGACUGAUCAGAGACUAACAAGUCAACCUCUGACCUCCUGGGCCCAAAGGCAAAGACACAGACAGAGAAAGAGCCGAACAACACCAAACCGGACGUCAUAUGUGGAGGAGCGGGACAGGAGCACGGCAGGAGCAGGAUCUCUUAAGGAGCACAGUGAUCACUUACCUGAUCGUGGAUGCAGCACAGCCUCCACACAUCCAUUGCCUUUAAAGAGAAGUGACAGUCUGGUGUCUGAAGCCUCAGGCCUGUCUUACUGGAAACUGGAUGAGAGGGAGUUAUACCGCCCUCUACCUGACAACUUUGAAAGUGCGUCCUUCUUCCUAAUGCAGACUCCAGAUGAGAACCGUCUGUCCCUGCGGGAGAUCUACCAGAGCAGGAGAGCAGACCCCAGAGGCCAGGAAUGGGACUCCUUAAUCAACUCAUCCGCCUCGUCUCCUCAGGUGUUGACUGUGGACUCCACCGUGCAUGUGAAGCAGGAUCGCACGUCAGAUCGCACGUCAGGCUUCACGUCGCCGUCCCACUUCAGCAGUCCGUCAGCACAGGUCCGGGCCUGUCCCAGGAGCAGUGGAGCGCCCAUCAGUCCCGACUCCAUGGCCCUGCGCAGCCACAGUGACAGCGACUGCAUGUCUAAUGCCAGCAGUCUGUCUGCACAGCAGGGGCCUGACCGUGCAAACCAGGCCAACAGUGAGGAUGAGGGCAGCCACACUGCCACGGUCACCGUUCAGCCCAGAGGACCGUCUGCUCCGGACAUGUUCAGGCCCAACAGAAGCAGCGCAGAGACAGGCGGUGGGAAACCGGAGCGGGUGACCUCACUAGAGGACCCAGUUGUUCUCUCACUACUGAGACAAAAGCUGAGAGAGAAACAUGCCCGUCACAUAACGGAUCUCCGAGCGUACUACGAGGCUGAGAUCAGUGCGCUGAAGGAGAAACUGGAUCUGGUGAAUCUGCCUCUUGACAUGGAGAAAAGCAAUCAGAUCUUGCUUGAGAGAUGUCAACACCUGGAACGAGCGUUAACAGAGGCGGGCACACGCAUCCGAGAGCUGGAGAACACAAACCACCUGUUGGAGAGACAGCUGGCUGAAUGGCCAGAGAGAUACAACACGGCCAGCGCCACAGUCCAGGCCCUGCAGCAGAGGUUAGAAGAGGCCAAACACAGCAGCCGUGAGAAAGACACCACCGUGUCCAAACUGAAGAACCACCUGUGUCAGCUGGAGGAGGCCGUGCAGAACGCCUUUAAGGAGGUGGAUGAGAAAGAGGCACGGAUGAAGAACGAACACAAGAUGCUACAGGAUCUCCUCCACGAGUAUGAUUCACUGAGAAGGGAGCAUGAAGGAGCAAAGGACAAGUUGGUCUCCGCUGAAAAUAAGCUAUUUGAUGCCAAUGAACAAAUAUCUGAAUUGAAAAGGUUCAUCUCUAAGCUAGAAACUCAAAUCAGACAGCUACAGCAUGAAAAUCUGGCUAAAACACGUCAAUCUCUCCACAGAGACUCGCAACCAUCUGGAGCAGGUUUGUUCCACUAUCCUGAUCUUCUGCCUUCGCCGAGUAAAAGGCAGCGAGAUGUAGAUGUGGGUUUGAGGAGCUGCGCUGGUCUCAGGGGUGAACAGACAUCUGGUCCAUCCUCUGACCGAACAGCUCGAGGAUGGCUGUCUCCACCAGAGAGAGAACAGACUCAGGGUCACUCUGAAGAGCCAAAGAAGACGUCCAUGAAGGCCAUGAUCCAGAUGGAGGACACCAAAGCCACUGAGGGCCGUGCGCUGUCCACGAACAGCUGCAGUUCCUCCAGGUUGGCGAGAAGGAGGCCUACAGUGGCUUUUGUGGAGAGCUCUGUGAGGGACGCGGUGGAGGAGUGGAGCGGUGCCGUGCUCAGGGCCCAGAGGAGUCUCUCUCCAGAGGGUCACAGGUCAUCAUCUGUGCCCCCCAGAACACAGACAGCCGUUCCUCCCACCACACCCACAAAGAGGGACACGUUACUCACACCUCUCUCAGCCAAGUCCAGUCCGAAGCGCUGCCCGACCGAGAACUUCUCCACCGCGUUGGGUCACUCUCUUCCAUCCCAAGAGUACCUGCAGAGCAGGUUUGAUGUAGCUUUUGAUCGAAAUGGCAUCAGCUCCUCUCUACCGUCCCAUCCGAGUCCAAGGAAGAGGUUACAGUUUAAGUCUUCUGAGAGACUGGAAGUGUACCCUCAGUCCAGCGUGGGCUCGUCUGAUCCUGCGGAGAGCAGUGAGUCCGAGGAGCCUGUGGUCAGACAAAGCUGGGAGGAACAGGAAGACGCCAGUGAAGAGACGUCCCUCUCCUGUCUGCCUCGUAUUCAGUCGCUGGCUGACACCGAGCGCCUCUUUGAUGAGCUCACACAGGAAAAGCAGCAGAUUGAGGCAGCACUGAGCCGGAUUCCAGGAACUGGGGCCCGAGUCACAUUGCAGACCAGGCAAGACGAGGUGUCACUGGAGAAUCGCCUCGAAAUGGUGAACCGCGACCUCGGGUUCAUCCGCAUGACUCUGAAGCGAUUCAACAUCCUGCGAUCUUCUGCCAACAUCUAGCCAAAGCCUGCUGUGAACCAUCAUGAAAUAUGAAAUUAUAAUAUUAUAGUAUAUUAUAUUAUCACAAAGGAAUGAUUGUUCCACUGUACAGACUCCGAUAUGUACAUUUUCAGUAAAUAUUUCUACUUUUAUUACUGUAGGAUCUAUUUUGUAUGUUUUAUUACAUGGUGAACAUCCUAUAAAGUAUAUUUUAAUAAUGCCUAGAUUUGUAAAAACAUAACUUUUUUUAAUGCCACAGAAAUAUGGAAAAUUGAAUGCUUGACUAUAUUUUUUAUUUGAUUUGUUUGCUGCUGAUUUAAGUGAAUGGCAACAAUCCAGUCCUGCAGGGCAGCUCAUUUGCAUAUGUUUUCAUUCCACUGUGUGUCUUAAAACUCUUUAUUUAAAAAGGUUUAUAAUUUGCUCAAAUAGCAGGCUUUCACUGUUUUUGGCAUGCUCAUUAAUUUAUGCAAAAACAUAGCCUGUGCCAUACGCGAGCAGAGAAUGAUAGCAUAUAUCUGAUAAGAAGAUGAGUGGAGUUAAGUUGUCGAAAUCAUCUCAUGCAAAGAACACAAACCCAAACCAGCACCGAGUGUUUACACAUGUUUAUCAAAGCUAGACCUCUGACAUUUUCCAGUGCAGCACAGGAUGUACUGCUUACUUUGAUGCAUGAAAUUUUAAAUAUGCUCUUCUCUGCUUUUCCAUUGUUAGCUGUUGACUGUUCAUCUUUUUCCUGUAGCUCAUGGAAUCGGUUUAACUGUUGCACAAAAAUGUUCCACAAUUAAAAAUGCAUACGGAA
Molecule: messenger RNA, 4375 nt
Organism: Carassius auratus (goldfish)
Lineage: Eukaryota; Metazoa; Chordata; Actinopteri; Cypriniformes; Cyprinidae
Product: M-phase phosphoprotein 9-like
Exons: 24
Coding region: 160-3600 (1146 amino acids)
Cellular component (GO): centriole
Source: RefSeq, a predicted model, not a curated record